This is a messenger RNA of Pelagomonas calceolata, 1118 nucleotides long. Lineage: Eukaryota; Pelagophyceae; Pelagomonadales; Pelagomonadaceae. The record is from the annotation of a GenBank genome assembly.
CUCGAAUCAAAACGGGUUUUACAACGAUUAUUUUGCGCGUAAUUUGCUGUUUUAGACAUCAUAGAGACGCCAGACACAGCGCGCGCCGUCGAUUUGUCUCCCCUGCACUGCCGCCGCCGCUUGCUACUUGUUUCCGCGCCUUUCCGCGGCCUCAAAUACCGCAUUUGCGCUGUCCGCAGCCUCAGCUUAAAAUACGAAACACAAACGCCAUGACGAUGCGCGCCGUCCUUCUCUACGCCGCCGCGGCGCUGCUCGCCAAGGCCGACGACCCCUGGGGCCUCGAGCACAAAGACGCCUACGACGUGUUGAAAGUGCCAUUCGACGCGUCGCGCGAGCAGAUCAAGCAGGCGUACAAGGCGCGGUCGAAGGAGCUGCAUCCCGAUAAACUGAGGAAAAGCGAUAACGAACCAUUUCGCCAGCUGCGCAAGGCCUAUGAUAUUGUGGGCUUUCCCCGCUCCAAAAAGAAGUACGACAAGGAGGCCCGAAAGAGGCACAAGCACGCGCCGCGGCGCGCGGAGAACACGCUCGCGGCGGACCUGGCGGGCGACCGCAAGCCCAUCAAUGUCGUGGUGGGGCGGUUGGAGAGCGGCCGCGCGCUCUUGUUGGACGAGGCCCUGGUGUCGCGGGACGGCUCGCACGAAGCGCGCUUCGAAGUGGACGGGAAUCUGCGGGUGAGGGAAGCCGGUUCUCGCUCCAUAGUCUGGCAGACCUUCGCCAAGCCGACGCGGGCGAAGCACGGCUUCGGCUGGCUCCUGCUGCAGCACGACGGCAACCUCGUGCUUAAUAGUGGAGACAAGGGCCACGUCGAGAGCGUGAUCUGGUCUUCCAACUCGGCGGACCCCGGUGCUUCGAAAAGUUAUUUGGAGCUCGACGACGACGGCGGGUUGAGGGUGCAUCGGAGGACGGCGGACAACGCCUACGCGCCGUGCGCGUGGGGCUCGAUGGGCUGCGGCGGCGGCCUCGCGCCCGUGCGGAACUCGAUUAGGGUGCUGUUGCGGUCCAUGUUCUACCCGUCGGCGCUGAACCGCAAGAAGGGCGUCCUCUCGUCGCUGGUUGGUUUUCUCAAACGGUGCUUCUUCCUCUAAGUUGUGUAACAAAAUCAUUAGUACUACAGCCUA